This is a messenger RNA of Achroia grisella, 1160 nucleotides long. Its product is annotated as coagulation factor IX-like. The transcript has 7 exons. The annotation marks the transcript as partial. Gene Ontology annotation, molecular function: serine-type endopeptidase activity. NCBI's taxonomy places the organism in Eukaryota, Metazoa, Arthropoda, Insecta, Lepidoptera, Pyralidae. The record is from RefSeq and is a predicted model, not a curated record. Gene Ontology annotation, biological process: proteolysis.
UUUGCAAAAGUGUUUGUUUACAAUACAUUUUAUUUAAUUUUAUUAUUUUCCUUAUUCGUAGUGUCAAUCUUUGGUACGAAUACAACACUCGGAAAGACAUCGCAUAUAAAAUUAAAAGUUCUUACAUCUAAAGGGAAUGAAGUAAAAUUAGGAGAACUUAAGCACCACGUAUUAAUUUUUAAAUUAUAUAAUAAAUGGCGUUUAUUAUAUAGAGCUUUUUGUUCUGGAAGCAUAAUUACAAAAGACAGAGUACUCACGUCAGCACAUUGCUUUUACACGAACAGAAAACAAUAUAAACAUGAUUUAAAAUCACUAAAAGUAGUAGCUGGUAUUUUGCAUACUAAUCAUCAACAUCCUGUGCAUGACGAUACACAACAAUGGAGGAGAAUAGAUCGUGUGUUCUCUCAGAAAUUUUACAGAUUUCCAGCGUUUAGUCUUGCCGUUCUGGAAAUAAAUAGAUCUUGGAUCUUUAAUCAGUUUGUUGAUAUGAUACCAUAUGCGUCCAGAGAUAAUGAUUUUGAUGGUGUUUGCACUGCUACAUACGUCAAGCCUACAAAGAGUUGGUCGACCAACAAGUAUGUAUUUAUCGAAGAUUAUCAGAUAAUCCCCCGUAAAAAGUGCCAACGAAUUCUUCUAAGAUCCUGCAGACUGUAUUACUGUACUGCUUAUGAUAACAACAAACUAUCUUAUGCGUCUUCUGAGUCAGAAGGCGGUGGCCUCAUCUGUCAUGGAACUGGGGACCCUGAAGAAAAAGAUGAAAAGCAAGGGAUCCUUGUGGGCGUGACGUCACUUAUACAUAUUCGUUUACCUUCAUUACAUUCCCGAGUCGGCCUAUUCCAUAAAUGGAUUACGGAUCAUGGUGCCGCUACGUAUUGUAGUAAAACCGUUUUGUUUAUAUCUUUCAUAAUAAGAUUAUUUUUAUGGUGAGUAGCUAAAUAAAUUUGUUUGAAUCUAAAAAUAUCUUUAAAUAAAUAAUGAAUAUAUUUUUACCAACGUUUAAAUUAUGUACGUACUAUUUUUAUAUAUUUCGUAUGUAGUUACAUAAUAAUAAUGAUUAUCCUUUCAACUGUUAGCUGUCAAAAUGACAUUAAUGCCCAAUCUGUGAGACCAAUUACAAGAUUUCUCACUAUGACAUUCUCACAUGAACAUGGGGCUAUAGG